UCGCCGCAUUGUUUGGGAGAUUUUUUGUCCGUCUCUGCAAUCUGCUGCAACCAGGCAUUGAUCAGAGCCAGAGCGGGCUAACCGUCAGAGUGCAUUAUACUACCACUUCCUAUAAUAGCUCGUAUUUGUCACUGAAUUGUGAGGGAGGAAUACACUCCAGGAAACAGAGGAAUGAGCCAAACGCCACGAUGACACAGUGUCUACUGAAACAAAAGCGGUUCUUUUGUCGGGAAUGGGCCUUCAGCAAAAUAAACCACUGUCUGGAGAGCCGACCCUCGUCCAAGACAUGUGGAGCCCUCAUUAUGGGGGGCCCGGGGUGUGGAAAGACUGCUAUCGGCUGCGAGCUGGUGUGGCCCACCGUCCCCCAGGGUAAGCAGACGCUACUGAACAAACGGUUGUUGGGCUACCACUUCUGUCAGGCGCAUGACAUCGACAGUUUAUCACUCUCAAACUUCGUCAGUGGACUAGUCGAACAAUUGUGUAAUUCUGACCAGAUAGUCGGAUAUUGUGAAAAGCUAGAAACUUCUGAAGCCAAGCGAUUACGCCGCCCCUAUGAAAUCGAACGCAACCCUGAUGAGGCUUUUCAGGAACUUGUGCUGAAACCGUUGUCUUCCAUCCAGCCUCCGAAUCAAACAUUAUUUGUUUUAGUGGACUCAGUUGACGAGUCGUAUCUUCAGUCACUGAACGAUCGUACGACCGGAAGUAAAACGAUAGCCGAACUUCUGGCCAACAAUCACACUAGUUUUCCAAAUUGGCUUCUCUUAGUGUGCUCUUCACGGAAGCAGAGCAAAUCUGUAACCCGGAUGUUCACAGGUUUCCGGAAGAUAAGUCUGGAUGAUCUCCGGAAGUCGCACGUGGUGCGAGAUGUCCAGCAAUAUAUUCUGUGUAGACUGGACCUUGAAGAGGACCUCCGCCAACACCUAAGUCGUGACACGGCGGAAAUGCUCAAUCAACUUCACAUCAAAAGUAACGGUUGUUUUCUAUACUUGGAGAAAGUUUUGGACGGGGUUUCAGAAAAAUUCAUUAUGUUACGGGAGAUCCGCGAAAUCCCGGGGACGCUUAAUGGGCUCUAUCUCUGGCUCUGUCAGCGGUUAUUUGUGCGGAAACAAUUUUCUAAAAUUCAACCAAUUUUGAAUGUGAUUCUCGCCUCCAGGAAGCCUUUAACCGAGGAACAGUUAUUUUCCUGUGUGCGAACUUCAAAUCUCACGCUAACAAAGGAAGAUUUUGACAAGCGAAUAAAACUGCUUUCAAAAUUAUUAAUUGAGGGAAACGGGGGUACUAAAAUUUUAUUUCAUCACAGCUUUGCUGAGUGGCUUCUGGACGUAAAACAUUGUACCCAAAAGUACCUGUGUUCUGCCGCGGAAGGUCACGGCAUGUUAGCGAUGCAUUAUACUGUAAACGCAGCAAAUCUCUCCACCGCAGAGGUACAGGAUUUCACUUGGCAUCUGGUGAGAACCAACUUUGAGGAACCGAUUCAAACAUACCAUCUAACUCAGUGGUUAUUAGUCAGUGGCGCAGAUGUAGAGAACAGUUUAUCUGCCGGUGUUCCGAAGGAACAAAAAGUAGUCAAAAUUUUACUGGAAGCUGGGGCUAAAAUGCCGGUGGAUGCCGAAGAGGCAGAGUGUGCCAGUCUUCAGGCCAGCAUGAUUGAGGAGUCAGAAUCCUGUGACCAGGCUUUAGAGGAUGUGGACGUCCAAAUCAACGAGGUGGACGGAAACGGACGGACACUCUUACAUACCGCUGCGUACGAGGGGAAUUUAGACUUAGUUAAUCUUCUAUUGACAAAAGGUGCAAAUGUAGAAAUUGUUGAUCGUAGUGGACAGACGCCAUUAAAUUUAGCUUCGCGUCAAGGUCACGGGACAGUAGUGGCUACUCUCCUCAGUGCUUCCGCGUCUGUUGAUUCUACGGACUGUGAAGGAUGGACUGCGUUGCGGUCAGCGGCGUGGGGUGGACACACGGCCGUCGUGUGUUUAUUGUUGGACUCGGGUGCGGAUGUAAACUAUGCUGAUAAAGAUCAGCGAACGGCUCUGCGGGCUGCAGCGUGGGGUGGACACGAGGACAUUGUGCUUCGUCUGUUAGAACAUGGAGCAGACGUCAACAAAGCGGACAUCGAAGGUCGCACCGCGCUCAUUGCGGCAGCCUACAUGGGUCAUUCUGAAAUUGUUCAGCAUUUACUGGAGUAUAAAGCGGAUAUAAAUCAUGAAGAUUGUGACGGACGGACGGCGUUAUCAGUCGCCGCUUUGUGUAUUCCCGCCAGUGAAGGACACGAGAGCGUCGUGGGCAUCCUUCUGGAGCAGGGCGCCGAGGUAGACCACCAGGAUAAGGACGGCAUGACGCCAUUGCUGGUCGCCGCGUGCGAGGGUCACCGUGACGUAUGUGAACUGUUGUUGGAAUGGGAUGCGGACAUUGAUCACGCAGAUAAGAGUGGUCGAACGGCCUUACUGGCCUCAGCAUCAAUGGGCCACGCAAAAAUUGUAUAUCAACUGUUAUUUUGGGGUUGCGCUGUGGACACGAUAGACUCCGAAGGAAGAAAUGUCCUCAGCAUAGCUGCUGCCCAGGGGAACGAAGAUACUGUGCGUCAGCUGCUUGAACGAGGUUUAGAUGAAAUGCAUAAGGACAAUGCAGGGUGGUCUCCCCUUCAUAUGGCGGCGUAUGAGGGACAUCAAAAGGUGGCAGAAUGCCUUCUUGAGUUCUGUGCAAAAGUCAACGAGAGCGACAACGAUGGUCGACAUCCUUUGGUUCUAGCUGCACAGGAAGGACACCUAGCGGUGGUACGCUGUCUCGUGGAGCACGGCGCCAUAGUUGAUCACAAGUCACAUGACGGGAAGACAGCGCUACGAGUGGCUGCCUUGGGCGGUCACUUGGAUGUUGUCGAGUACCUCAUGUCGUGCAACGCAAAUAUAAACUACAAAGACUUGGAUGGGAGAUCUACACUGUAUCUGUUAUGUCUCGAAAACAAGGCCGAUAUGGCUCUCUUUCUGCUGGAAAAUGGUGCCGAUGCUGAAUGUACCGAUUUAGAAGGAAGGACAGGGCUGCACAUCUCAAGCUGGCAAGGUCACACCGAGGUUGUACAGCAUCUUCUGAACUAUGGAGCACAGGUUAAUGCUGUGGAUAAUGACAGACGGUCUGCUCUUCAGUCGGCGGCAUGGCAGGGACACGAUCAAAUCGUACGUCUCUUACUGCAGAAAGGUGCCACCGUGGAUCACACUUGCAACCAGGGUGCAACGGCGCUUUGCAUUGCGGCACAGGAAGGACACGAAGACGUAGUCAAAACUCUCUUACAAUUCAAAGCCAAUCCAAAUCACGCUGAUCAGUUUGGUCGGACGCCGGUGAAAGUUGCAAUAAAAAGUGGACAUUCCAGUGUUUGUCGGUUGUUGGAAGAAUACGGCGCUGUUGCGCCAAGCUGCAAAAGCAGCCGAAGUAACUCGUCCGCCUCCAGUAACGACACAAAACCUACCAAUACAACUGGU
Messenger RNA from Saccostrea cuccullata (small rock oyster), 3470 nucleotides. RefSeq names its product ankyrin repeat domain-containing protein 50-like. The transcript is spliced from 3 exons. The record is from RefSeq and is a predicted model, not a curated record. The annotation marks the transcript as partial. Gene Ontology annotation, molecular function: protein binding. NCBI's taxonomy places the organism in Eukaryota, Metazoa, Mollusca, Bivalvia, Ostreida, Ostreidae.